AUGCAUAGCGCCCCCUACAGGCCUUUUGCAGAAGUGCUCCUUUAUCACACGCUAAACCAGCCCUGGACAAACCGCGGCUCGAUAGAAAUCAACUCCUCGACAAUCACUGCCGUUCUGCUCCCGUCGUACGCAUUAGUUAUGGCCACUCUCCGGCGCAGCUUGACGGCGCCACAUGUGAUCUUUGAGUGGGCCACCGCGGUCUCCAGGUGCAGCGCCGCAAACGCUCAUUACAAUCGCAAAGUGAAGUCGGAGAAGCAGGUAAACAGAAGGAACGCCUAUGGUUCGUACGUGGGCGAGAAACAGCAAUGUUUUAACAAGAUGGAAGCAGCGGGUUCCAAUCAGCGUGGUCAGAACAGAAGGUUUCUGAUCCAGACCUGA
Molecule: messenger RNA, 378 nt
Organism: Knipowitschia caucasica
Lineage: Eukaryota; Metazoa; Chordata; Actinopteri; Gobiiformes; Gobiidae
Source: the annotation of a GenBank genome assembly